GCUCCGCAUAUUUAUCUUUCCCUCUUUCCUUCACUUAUGCUUUCGAGAAUAUCGCGUGCAGCUUCUCGGGGAGCUUCCUCUUCAAAAGUUCAGAACCCAGCCCAUGCCUGCUGGAGCCGCAGAGGCAUUGUGCAACCUUCAGGAGCAGAAAGAGCCAGUGUGGUGGAUCUACCAGCAACAUACAAAGAUGAAAGCCAUUUCACACCGAGGUCUGAUAUGCUUGGCUUCAAAAUUGAAAUGCCCCAGCGUGAAGGAACAUUGCAAGAGAAGACCCGUCCUAUAUAUCUUGACAUGCAGGCCACAACACCUGUAGAUCCACGAGUGCUAGAUGCCAUGUUACCGUAUCUCACAGACCAGUACGGGAACCCUCACAGUCGAACUCAUGCAUAUGGCUGGGAGGCAGAACAAGCUGUCGAGGAUGCACGCAAGCAUGUUGCGGAACUAAUUGGUGCUGAUCCCAAAGACAUCAUUUUUACUUCUGGUGCUACAGAGACAAAUAACAUGGCCAUCAAGGGUGUUGCACGAUUUCACCAAGAGAGAAAAAAACACAUAAUAACAACCCAAACGGAGCACAAAUGUGUACUUGAUUCUUGCCGGAAACUGGGGGAGGAAGGCUUUGAUAUAACAUACCUUCCUGUGCAAAAAAACGGGAUAAUCUCUUUGGAAGAGCUAGAGGCAGCCAUCCGUCCGGAUACGUCAUUAGUAUCCAUCAUGAUAGUUAACAACGAAACUGGUGUUAUACAACCCAUCACGGAGAUCGGAGCCCUUCUUCGCCAGCACUCUGGAGUCUACUUCCACACAGAUGCAGCGCAAGCAGUUGGAAAAAUUCCUGUUGACGUAAACGAUAUGAACGUCGACCUUAUGAGUAUUUCCGGACACAAGUUGUAUGGGCCGAAAGGAGUUGGUGCUGCGUACGUCAGGCGGCGGCCUCGCGUGAGGCUGGAACCCAUCUUGAAUGGUGGUGGUCAGGAAAGAGGGCUCCGAAGUGGAACAUUACCAACUGCAUUAGCUGUCGGCCUGGGUGAAGCUGCUCGCAUUGCGAAAAAAGAGAUGGUUAGGGACAAUAUACACAUCAACCUCCUCUCCAAACGGCUCAUUGAUGGAAUAAACUCUCAAGUAGAGCACGUCGUUCGAAAUGGUGACACCAAUGGAUACCCUGGCUGCGUCAACCUGAGUUUUUCUUAUGUCGAAGGAGAAAGCCUUCUUAUGGCUUUGAAAGAUAUCGCUCUUUCGUCAGGCAGUGCUUGUACUUCUGCAUCUCUUGAACCAUCAUAUGUGCUUCGUGCCCUAGGUGCUGCUGAGGACAUGGCACAUUCUUCUCUACGAUUCGGGAUGGGUCGGUUUACCACCGAGGCUGAGGUUGACUUCGUUGUUCAGCACCUCAUAAACACUGUGCAUCGAUUGCGCGAAAUGAGCCCAUUGUGGGAGAUGGUCCAAGAAGGCAUUGAUAUCAACUCCAUCGACUGGUCUCAGGCUCAGCAUUAAUUUCUAUGUACAUACAUACGUACCUUUACCGUUGAAUACCGUCUUCUUGUUUUUGUUUACAGUACUGUUGCAUAAAUUGUACAUUACACUGUUAUGUUUUGUCGAGAUAUUUGCGCGAGGUUUUUCUUCUUUAGUCUGCAGAGAAGAUGAGCGUAUUACAACCUAUUGUCGCAGAAAAUUUCCCCAAUAAACAUUCAUUUUCUUCACAGCUACAUACUCCGAUGAUCAAUUGAUCCAACCAGAACCUUGGAGCAUUGAACAGUCCUGGAGAUUGCGCUGCGGGAGG
Messenger RNA from Lentinula edodes (shiitake mushroom), 1771 nucleotides. RefSeq names its product pyridoxal phosphate-dependent transferase. The coding region runs from base 37 to 1485 and encodes 482 amino acids. Gene Ontology annotation, molecular function: pyridoxal phosphate binding; cysteine desulfurase activity. The transcript is spliced from 9 exons. The record is from RefSeq and is a predicted model, not a curated record. Gene Ontology annotation, biological process: [2Fe-2S] cluster assembly. Lineage: Eukaryota; Fungi; Basidiomycota; Agaricomycetes; Agaricales; Omphalotaceae. Gene Ontology annotation, cellular component: cytosol; mitochondrion; nucleus.